CGGACGCGGACGCGGAUGGCAGAGAGUGCGACGGCCUCGAGCCGGAAAAAUCGGGGUGAGAUGCACCCUUACCGCUCUAGUCGCUCUCAAUCGGCUGCGGCGCUUCCACCUGGAAGCACGGCUGCUCCUCGUCGUCCAGUUUAUCGCAUCGUCGGCCACCGAUACGACGAUUCCCGAACGAUCGUCCGUCUACCAUCGAGCCUCGUCGCUUCCUGCAUAGGUUAGUCGACGAAAAGGGAAUCGAGGAAGCAGAGAGCGAGAAUGGGUGGCGGAGAAUGGAGCAGUUGGCUGCAAGGAUGUCGGGAAUCGCGGAGGCUGGUUCUCGUGAUCGUCGCCAUUGCUCUGCUCUUAGACAAUAUGCUUUUAACUACGGUCGUGCCCAUUAUACCGGAAUUUCUAUAUGACAUCAAGCAUCCUAACUCGACCCUGAGCCAGCAUCUCGAAUCUAGUGGCUCUGGAAGAACGACCGCUGCUCAGCUGGCUACCACGAUCAAACCUGCGAUCACUACAUCCGGUAGCCUAACCACCACACCGAAAUGUCCUUGCGCCCCGAACAGAUCGAACGAUGCUCAGCUGGAAUUUCUAUACCCAAGCACCCUGUCCACUAUCGACCUUCCCGAGAACUCGGGUGACAACGGUAGUUUAGCGGAGAUGAAGGAGAAGGAGCAGAGACAUCGCGAGUUGUUGGAGGAGACGGUGGCGGUUGGGAUAAUGUUCGCUUCGAAGGCUUUCGUGCAGCUCUUGGCCAAUCCCAUCGUUGGCCCUCUAACCCACAAAAUCGGCUACAGCAUCCCCAUGUUCACCGGAUUCAUCAUCAUGUUCCUCUCCACGCUGAUAUUCGCGUUCGGGCGAAGUUAUGGGAUUCUUUUCCUGGCGAGGGCCCUGCAAGGCAUUGGGUCAUCAUGCUCGAGCGUGUCAGGUAUGGGUAUGUUGGCCGAGAGAUAUCAAGACGAUAAAGAACGGGGAAACGCAAUGGGCAUCGCGCUGGGUGGUUUGGCCCUCGGGGUUCUGAUUGGGCCACCAUUUGGUGGGGUUAUGUACGAAUUCGUGGGAAAAUCGGCUCCGUUUCUGAUACUAUCGGCAUUGGCUCUUGGCGACGGAAUUCUACAACUUCUGGUGCUUCAACCGUCCGUCAUUUACACCGAGGCGGAUCCGCCAUCUUUAAAGGCACUGGUCACCGAUCCCUACAUCGUGCUGGCCGCUGGCGCUAUUACGUUCGCCAACAUGGGUAUCGCUAUGCUCGAGCCUAGUCUUCCGAUUUGGAUGAUGGACACGAUGGGUGCGAGCAGAUGGAAACAGGGUGCCACGUUUUUGCCAGCGAGCAUCAGUUAUCUGAUCGGUACCAAUCUUUUUGGACCCCUUGGGCACAGAAUGGGCAGAUGGUUAGCCUCCCUGAUCGGGCUUGUCGUCAUUGGCAUUUGUUUGAUGUGUAUACCGUUAGCCAGGAGUAUCGAUCACUUGAUAGUGCCUAACGCAGGUUUGGGAUUCGCUAUAGGCAUGGUGGACAGUUCCAUGAUGCCCGAAUUAGGGUACCUGGUGGACAUAAGGCACAGCGCCGUUUACGGAAGCGUUUACGCUAUAGGCGACGUUGCGUUCUGUUUAGGUUUCGCUAUCGGUCCUGCAUUGAGCGGUACAUUGGUCAACACUAUUGGCUUCGAAUGGAUGUUAUUUGGAAUCGCUAUUCUGAACUUUAUUUACGCUCCGCUGAUGUACUUCUUGAGAGCACCGCCCACGAAGGAAGAAAAGAAGUCGUUGAUAAUCGGCGAGAAAUCGUCUGUGCGCUACGUUACGUACCAGAACGAGGAAGAGGAACAGUAAAGGAAACCGCCCCCGCUUCCCGACCAUCAGUUUUCCCUACUUGGCAAUCUCAACACGAUGGAACAACGAGUUAAAUAUAAUUAGCAAUCUCCCACGCACCCUGUGUCACGACACGUUGUUUAUAGGUUAUCCGUACUUGUUUCCGUUGUUAUUAGCGAAACCGUAAGGCGAUAAAUCUCCGUGUUCGUUAACAUUAUUAUAUCGCGAGAUAUCGAACGCUCGACGAACACUAGACGUCGGCACGAACAGAUGAAACGAUCACGUGACUUUUUCUUUAUCCUCGACGGUCGAAUUACGCAUUAGCAAACGUGAUGUGCGAAAUGCCGCGUAAAAUUUCAUCGACCAUUGAAAACGUUCGAGCGGUAACGCCGAACGAUAAUAAAGUUUUCUUUAGCUAAUGGAAAUUGUACAUAUGUACGUGUAGCGGUAGAUCGAAAGAAUAAGUGUGUGCGUUCAACAGUCGUACGCGUCGACAAAAUGUUAUCGAGUAAGUGCAUAUUGGUA
This is a messenger RNA of Colletes gigas, 2322 nucleotides long. RefSeq names its product synaptic vesicular amine transporter (gene Vmat). Gene Ontology annotation, cellular component: terminal bouton; synaptic vesicle membrane. Gene Ontology annotation, biological process: transmembrane transport; aminergic neurotransmitter loading into synaptic vesicle. Gene Ontology annotation, molecular function: serotonin:sodium:chloride symporter activity. Bases 262 to 1818 code for a protein of 518 amino acids. Lineage: Eukaryota; Metazoa; Arthropoda; Insecta; Hymenoptera; Colletidae. The transcript is spliced from 12 exons. The record is from RefSeq and is a predicted model, not a curated record.